Molecule: messenger RNA, 925 nt
Organism: Caenorhabditis sp. 36 PRJEB53466
Lineage: Eukaryota; Metazoa; Nematoda; Chromadorea; Rhabditida; Rhabditidae
Source: the annotation of a GenBank genome assembly
AUGGCCUCCAACUGUUCAUCACCUAUUCAAAUUCGGUGCCCUCUCUGCCCCAAUGAGCACUCGAUCGCGAGCCCCGAGGAGCUCGUCGGCCACAUGGCUCAAAGCCACGAAGUCCACUCGACAAUGCAGUCAAAGUGCUUCGACAGCUUCGCUCACUUCCAGAUCUGGCUCUCCAACAUCGAAGACUCUCGUUGUGACGGCGGAUACCUGGGCAGCAGCCAAGGACCCUCCUAUGAAGACGUGAGUUCUCGCUGAGUAGUCCUUGCUCUCCGCCGCGUAAACAUGUUGUCCGUUGCUCAAUCUGUGUCUCUUCAGGAGUACUACCUUCUCUGCCGACGUCGUCCGUCCGCGACCACGAAACGUCGUCGAAUGUCAGAAGUCUCGGCCAAUUCGGAGGCGAGCUCUCUCGUCACUUGCACCGCUUUCGUGCAUGUUUUCGAGACAAUGGACGGCCGAGUGACUGUCCGAUACUGUCUCGAUCACUGCGGACAUUCGGUCGACGGGGAUGAGCACAAGAACACGGACACGACCAAGUUCAGGAAAAGAUCGACAUUGAAGAGGAGCUCUCCGUGUGCCACUUUCGAGCUUUGCGACGAGAAUUGCCACUGCGAGGUGAGAGAGCAAACUGAUCGAAUCGAUACGAAUGAUAGAUCAUUUGAUCUCCAGCCGAAUCGUCUCUCAUCGUUUCCGUUUUCAGCAGUCUUCCAUGGCUUCCUCGCCCAGCUCUUCCGUUGACUUCGAAGACGAAGACGCCUCGAACAACAACUACAAGAGCUCUUCGGACGAUUCCUACACGGUCUCCAAUCUCAAUGUGCUCAUCACUCAGCGCCUCGAUACCACCGCCGAUCGCCUGAGAGCUCUGACGAAAGUGCUUCAGGAACUGGCAGUUGACAUCCGUAACACCGACUAUCCGAUGGUCAUCUGA